This is a messenger RNA of Hordeum vulgare subsp. vulgare (domesticated barley), 2005 nucleotides long. Its product is annotated as casein kinase 1-like protein 2. Gene Ontology annotation, molecular function: protein serine/threonine kinase activity; ATP binding. NCBI's taxonomy places the organism in Eukaryota, Viridiplantae, Streptophyta, Magnoliopsida, Poales, Poaceae. Gene Ontology annotation, cellular component: nucleus; cytoplasm. The transcript has 14 exons. The record is from RefSeq and is a predicted model, not a curated record. The coding region runs from base 170 to 1597 and encodes 475 amino acids. Gene Ontology annotation, biological process: signal transduction; peptidyl-serine phosphorylation; endocytosis.
GAAAUCCCCAAUCUCUCCUCACUCCGAUCCACUCGAUCGAGCCGAGCCCUAGCUCCCUCGCCCCCCCGCCCGCCCCGAUUCGAUCCUCCCGUCCCCGCGUCGCAUGCGAGGCUCCGGCCGGCGGUAGCCUCAGCUCGCGCAGGCACGCAGGCCGCCGGCGGCGGCGGCCAUGGAGCCGCGCAUCGGCAACAAGUUUCGCGUCGGCCGCAAGCUGGGGAGCGGCUCCUUCGGGGAGAUCUACCUCGGCACCAACGUGCAGACCAACGAGGAGGUCGCGAUCAAGCUCGAAAAUGUCAAGACAAAGCACCCGCAGCUGCUGUAUGAGUCAAAGCUGUACAGAAUACUUCAAGGAGGAACUGGAAUCCCAAAUGUCAAGUGGUUUGGUGUCGAGGGUGAUUACAAUGUUUUGGUGAUGGACUUGCUGGGCCCGAGCCUCGAGGAUCUUUUCAGUUUUUGCAACAGGAAGCUGUCUCUAAAGACUGUUUUGAUGCUUGCUGAUCAAAUGAUCAACCGUGUCGAAUUUGUCCAUUCCAAGUCUUUCUUGCAUAGAGAUAUCAAGCCGGACAAUUUUCUCAUGGGUCUUGGGAAAAGGGCAAAUCAGGUUUAUUGUAUAGAUUUCGGGCUUGCAAAGAAGUAUAGGGAUACAUCGACACACCAGCACAUUCCGUAUAGAGAGAACAAGAACUUGACAGGAACAGCAAGAUAUGCGAGUGUAAACACUCAUCUUGGAAUUGAACAAAGCAGGAGGGAUGACAUGGAAUCUCUUGGAUAUGUGCUGAUGUACUUCUUAAGAGGAAGUCUUCCAUGGCAGGGUCUGAAAGCUGGGAACAAGAAACAAAAGUAUGAGAAGAUCAGCGAAAGGAAAAUUGCUACUUCAACUGAGGCCCUCUGUCGUGGAUAUCCUACUGAAUUUGCAUCUUAUUUCCAUUACUGCCGCUCGCUGCGCUUUGAAGAUACGCCAGAUUAUCAGUAUCUCAAGAGAUUGUUCAGAGACCUUUUUAUUCGAGAGGGGUUUCAAUUUGAUUAUGUUUUUGAUUGGACGAUUCUCAAGUACCAACAGUCACAGAUGACCAGUGCUCCACCGCGCGCCAUGGCUGCGGCAGCAGGACAAAGCUCUGGGAUGGCUCCCAUGGCAAAUAGACAGUCUGCCACUGAAGAAGGGAGGAGGAGCGGGUGGUCAGAUAUGGAUGGCAUGCGGCGUCAGGUUCCACCUCCAGCUAUAAAUGCAGGCAGCCUGGCCAAACAGAAGUCGCCUAUCAGACAUGACCAAUCCACCUCGAAAGAUGCUAUGUUCUCCAGUUCGACUUUGUUGGGACGGUCAAGCGGGUCCUCAAGGCGACCUGCUGUCUCUAGCAGCCGGGAGCCGAGCAUGGAUGCGGACCAGACGCGCAGCCGCACGACGGACGCGAGCCCGGGGGCGUUCCAGCGGUCGUCUGCCCCGCGGUGGAGCCCGCAGGUGGGUGACUCGUCGGACACGAGGGGGCGGUCGUCCUCGGGCAGGCACCAGUCGUCGAGCGCCAAGAACUAUGAGUCCACGGUGAGGGGCAUCCAGGGCCUCAACUUCGACGGCGACGACAACAACAGGAACCACUACUAGAGGGCGGCGGCCCGAGACGGAGGAGGAGGAGGAGGCCGGGCAAAUAAGAGGCGUGGUCUGGCGGGGGUGUCUCAGCCCGGCGGGCGCGCGGUGGUCUCUCUAUAGCGAACGGAUGUGGAUGGAACGAAGGAACGAACGGUGUUUGAUGACGGCGGUUGGUUUGCUUGGCCGUUUUAAUUUGUACAGUUUGUUUUCUCCCCUUUGUUGUGGCCGCUCGUGGCUUUAAUUUAGUUUCUUGAUGAAAGAUGGAUGAUGUUGUAUCUCGGAGAGAUGUAUGCAGGCUGGCGUAACGCCACUCGUUUUUUUUUUCCUUUAUUUUUAAAAUUAAAAUGGCGACUGCCUGCGUGCGAAUAUAUAUACACAUGUGAACAAAGUUGGUGAAACUGAAGAGCUGAUUCUGUUGGCAAA